Messenger RNA from Chelonia mydas (Green sea turtle), 2698 nucleotides. RefSeq lists its product as uncharacterized. The transcript is spliced from 11 exons. Lineage: Eukaryota; Metazoa; Chordata; Testudines; Cheloniidae. The coding region runs from base 745 to 2511 and encodes 588 amino acids. The record is from RefSeq and is a predicted model, not a curated record.
AGGGCCUGGCAUGGUGGGGGGUGGGGGCUGGUUCAGGGGGCACAAGAUCUCCUCGGGGAAGAGAGGAGAUUUCAGAUUCUCCCGAGUCGCUGCCUGUCAUGUGAGGGAGUGUCCAAGCUCCAUGGGGCUCUCCAGGAUCUGUGGGUCCAGGGGGUUCAUUGCUUGGAUGCCGGGUGUGUGACAGGCCUGGGCAUGGCCUCCCAGCCGGGCGUGCUCCAGCAGGCACGCAUUGCCGGGAUUGUCCCUCGCCGGGGGGACCGCAUAGCCAAAAUCCGCACCUGCCCUGUGUGUGGAAGGGCAGGCUGGGGUGGCCUGGGACCUGCACGAGUGCUGGGGCGGGGUUGUCUGUCCUGUGCUCUAGGAGGGGCAGAGAUUAUUGCAGCAGACAUGGCACCCAGCGGAGACGACGUGCCCAGCAGAGACGUCCCAGCGGGGGCAGCCAGCGCAGCGAGGGGAGACCGCUCAGCAGUUGGAGACAGUGCUGCAGAACCUGCCAAUGCAGCCGGUGGAGAUGGUGCAGCAGACGCAGCCUGUGCAGCCGGCUGAGCGAGUGGAGACAGCCCCACAGGUGCUUCCCCAGAUGCCCUGUCCCAGUCCCACGGCGGGGCAGCCCCAGCGCCUGCAGCGGGACACCGUGGAGCCGACAGCUGCGUGGUGGCCUUCAUAGAGACCUUGAAGGCAGGACUUAUCGCUAAAGAGCUCCAUGCGCUGGCUCGGCUCCUGGACGGCCCGUGUGGUACGCUGAUGACAGCGCUCCCAGCAGCCCCGGAGGACGCAGCCGGAGCUGAAAUCUGCACACUGCUUGGGAACGCUACCCUAGUUUUUUACAGCUUGCUUGAAGGUAUAUGCAAUAAUGACAAGAUGCUGCUCCAGCCGCAGGACGUGACGUCAGAUCAAGGGAGAGCUGCGGCACCAGCUCUGGGAAAAGGCGUUGCCCUGGGUGGAGCAGGCCCGUUGGCUCUGGACCAGCGCCCUGUAGGAGGAAGGCACAGUUCCCAUGCUGUCCCGCUAACCCAAGGCCGGCUGGUGAGCGCAGGAGUGGGGCUGAGUCCCAGGUCCAAGCCUGGCAGCGCCGGGACCAAGAGGAGAGCCCCCAGGGUCCUGUUUACUCAGCAGGACGAGCUGCACAACAGACGGGUGCUGAACCAAGGCGUAUGCAGAGGCCAGGUGCCAUGGGGCCUGUACCAGGACGCCAGCCUGCUGAUGGGGGGCUUCCGAUGGCUCCGCCGCCAGAGGUUCGAGGGCCUGGUGAGGGGUUACCUGGCCCAUGUCUGCAUGAAGGAGGCAGAAGAAACCCUGGAGCAACUUCAGGGCAGUUGUGGCUGCGUGAAGGCACACAGUGUGCUGGGGCGACUCCGAGGGCUGAGGCAGCAGAGACUCCAGCGCUGGCGGGGCGAGCAGCGCUGCAGCUGGGCGAGGCGGCUGCAGCUGGCAGAACUGCUCAGCGAGACGCUGGGGCGUGUGGAGGAGCGUUCGGGGCUGUUCCUGAUCCAGCCCGUGCUGCCGUGGGCUGGCCGGCCGACCGCACUAACCCCUCCUGGAAGGAGCGACACUCGGCCCCAACCCACUCCCAAGAUGCUGGUGCCAGCGCUGAUGGGACAGGAAGUGAGCAGCCCCCUGGCCAUGCGGGGUCUCCGGCUGCGCACCCCAAGGGAGGAAGGGCCCCACAAGCUGUGGAGCUUCCCAGCACUGGGGGGCAGCGGGAUCUGGCCAGAGCAGGACCUGGCACUGCCAAGCCCACUGGUGAUCACCCCACGGCUACUGGAGAUGGACCUCAAUGGCUACCUGCUGCAGGAGCGCCAGCAGGAGGAGCCAGCCUGGCCUAGGCCCAGCCAGUUCCAGAGCCAGGUCCUUCGCAGCCUCGCUGAGGAGUUUCUUUCCUGUCCGACGCGGCGUGGCCCUGAUAGGUACCAGCCACUUGGAGAGGCCGUAAGCGCCCAGCUGUGGCUCCAGAUCGGCUCGCGAUCCCGUGGGCACAUUCCGGACUCCAGGACACAGCUGGAGAAACCAUCUAUUGGAAAUCAGCUGGCUGGGGAAGGAUCCCAGCCAAUCACAGUCCAGAAUGGCCAGACAGCCGCGCCCCCCACCCCCACCCCCACCCCCCCAAAAAAAAAAAAGGACACUGAACCUACAUGUGCGCAAUCACAGCCCUCCUUUCCCUGCCAGGCCCCAAUCCCCCCCGCAGAAGCACACUUCUCUGUGUUGGCGGCUGCGCUCUGGCCAGUACCUGGCGAGGACACCCUGUGCUUUGGCGCUGGCCUGCGGGGUAGUGUAUGCACCGAGCUGGAGCUGUUCACAACACUGCAGCCUGAGCUGGAUACUGGGGAUUCCUGUCUGGCUAAUUGGGUUAGUUUGGGGACAAACAAGCUCUCAGGGCCUGUUGCGGGAAAAACAUGCAGGAAGGGAAAGAAUGGUUCCAGCACAGCCACUCCUCAGGGCUUAAGGGUGCUGAGCAGCAAGGCCAGGGCCCGAAAAGGCCCCAAGAGAUCCAAAACCUGGAGUAGGGUUUAAAAGGGACUCGUUCUGGAGGGGGCAGGGGGUUUUAGGGGACACAGGCACCCACUGGGCAUGUCUGAAGAAGCUAGACCGGCCGCAGCUACCUUGGGGGUGGUGAGCCGUGGGCUUAGUCGGUUGUUUUACAAUGCUUGUUCUCGGCGUGCUUUGUUCCUACAGUCCAAAUAAACCCGCCUUUGGUUCA